CAUGGGCAAGGCAGUCGGGCCGAGUCGCCAGCCGCGGACGGUUCACGCUCUAAACUUGCGCGCAUUUCUCAAGAGAGAAAAGAGAUUCUAUUAUAAGGAAGAGAUUUAACAUUCAAAGUGCGUGUGUGUGUGACGCGGCUCGUGCUUAAAGAGUCGUGUGUGUUUUAUUUUGCGACGAUUUUUUAAACAAAAAGAGAAAAACCUUUCUUUGAAGCCGGAAGAAAAAACGACACAGACAACCUUGGAGAGAGACUCCCCUUUUAAUGAAAUAAGACGGGCCGGACAGGAUUUUCUUUGACGGGCGAAAUAAAAAAGGUGGACGGGUUUUGGUUUUCGGUUGCCGUCGUGGAAUUUUCUCUUAAAUAAUUGACCAACGAUGACUUGAAGUUUCGACUCUUGAUUUCUCUCAACUUAUUUUUCGCUAUAAACACUCACGCGUGGAAAAUACAAGAAAAAUAAAAAUGACCGAAAAGCUGCUUCGUCAGUGCUGCGCAGUGCACGGUCGCUUUUUGGCUGCUUGGAGUUGAGCGAGAGACUCAGAAAAGUGGACAACAACAAAAGUGUGGGGGGAAAAAUAGAAAAACAACUUUUUGGAGAGAGAAAAAACAAAAGCGUUUUCACACAUUGGGGGGUCGUGUGUCACACAGGUGUGUGCGUGAGCGGCAACUCUGAAAGAGUAAAACUUCUUCUUCUUCUUCAUUUCGCAAUAAUACAUAAAAGCGCAGACGAGUAAUACAAGAGUCAGUCGCCCACACGACGAUUUCUUUUUGAACUCCCUCCACGCAAACAACCAGUCGGCGUCAGGAGCCACACGACACAACAAACAACAUCCAACAAUUGCCAACUGAUUGCCAAACCGACAACAUGAAAAGGUACGGCUCAACGCUGGCCAUCCUCGUCCUGCUGGCAGGUCUUGCCUGUUGCCGGGCGCAGCAGCAGCAACCGCCACCACCACAACAACAACAACAACACCAAUCCUGCACAGUAGACGGUGUGACCUAUGAAGACGGAUCUUCCUGGCCAUCGCUGGAUGGCUGCCAACAAUGUAAAUGCAGUUCGGGACUAACGUUUUGCGUCCGCGUUUCCUUCUGUCGCGAUCUCGGCCAAUGCGGAGUCAUCGUGACACUUCCCGGCGCAUGCUGUCCGGUCUGCUUUGGCUGCGUAAGUCCGUCCGGUAGGAAAAUGUCGCUAAACGAGACUUGGAUGGAAGAUGAUUGCACAACUUGCAUUUGCCGCGAUGGCCAGUCCAAGUGCCAAGCCUCUUUCUGCCGUACUCCGUGCCUCCAGCCGCGCAAAGUUCCAGGAGAGUGCUGCCCAGUCUGCGAUGAUGACUGCCACCUGCAGUGUCUCUACGGGCGGGCAGUGGAUUCCAGCGGGCGAGAGUUGUGCGAGUGCCGCAAGGUUCCCGACGAGGAUUUCCGCGACUUGCAGGUGACCAUUCAAACGAAGGUGAUAGACCGGGCUGAAGGAGUGGACGGGCAAGAAGCCGACGGAGAUUUCGUCACGGCCGGGGCCAACGAGGCCAUCAAUUGCCCGAGGGUUCCGUGCAAGAGGAUGUGCGCUCACGGGUUCCAGACGGACGAGCGUGGCUGCCCGAUAUGCAAGUGUCAACGCUGCAAAUCCAUCCAGCCGUGCCACAAGAAAUGCGCGCUGGGCUUGGUCCAUGAUGGACGAGGAUGCCCUACUUGUCAUUGCCGGCCAGGUGUUAGCAGCAGCAGCACCUCGCCCUCGCAGAAUGGCGGAGCGACGCGCCAACCGGUCAUGACGUCAUCGUUUUCAGUCAGCAGCAGCAGCAACGGCAAGUGCCUGGCAGGCGGUAGCAACCUCACCUUCUACAACUAUGGAGAUCGUUGGCAGAUGGAUGACUGCACCCACUGCGUCUGCCAUCCAGGAGGGCCGACCUGCACAGAGAUGGCCUGUCCGCUCCCUUGUCACAACGCCAUCUUCGUUCCCGGUCAAUGCUGCCCAGUGUGCGGUGACGGGUCUCGCACUUCGACCAUACCAACCGGUGGAUCGUCGACGGGCCAACAACGCAAUAGCGACGAGAGUCGAGAUGGGAUGGCGGACGGUACGGCGCUACUGACGGUAGUGCUGGUGUGCGUGGCCCUAGUAGCUGGAUUGAUCCUAAUCGUGGCCAUUUUGGCCGUUUGCGUGGCUCGUCAGUGCCAGCGCCUUCAACUGCACGAGGAGAGCAUGGCAGCCGCUGCCGUGAAACUAACGGCCGUCAACCGAUUAAGGCCCAAAUCGACCAAUCUCGAUUAUCAGUACAAUCUGUAUCUACACCGUUACAGGGAAACUGUCCCGGGGAACGGAUGGCCAUUUGACGGAUCGUCUGACUCGCAAGACAAGGACGAAGGCGGGAGCAGUCAGUGCAGCAACAGCCCCCUGCUGAUGGUGAAAUCCGCGUGAAGUUCCAGCACGAAGAGGCUGACUGCGACCAGCAUCACUUUUGAAAGGCUUGCCUGUGGAUGCGCACUUUCUGUACAUAGCUUCAAACAACAUCCAUUUUAUUUAAUGAUAAUUUGAUAGGACAGGUUAAAAAAGAAAACAAAAUAAAGGAGAAAAAGAGUAGUCACCUUAGUAUAGAAUUACCAUGACGACCGUUGUUUGAUAACUGUUUCACGCUCGUGUUCACUAAUGUCGGAGCGAGUCGACAUUACGGAAGGAAAAAAAAUUCACCAUUUCAAGAUUUUAAGGAUUAUUGAAUAUAGUUUCUCUAACUGCAAACAUCUCUGUAAUCUCGUUGUAACAUUAUCAAAUUAUUAUGAUACACACUGGGAAGAUUACCGAAGUACGAAGAGAAACCACAA
Messenger RNA from Daphnia pulicaria, 2810 nucleotides. Its product is annotated as cysteine-rich motor neuron 1 protein-like. NCBI's taxonomy places the organism in Eukaryota, Metazoa, Arthropoda, Branchiopoda, Diplostraca, Daphniidae. The transcript is spliced from 7 exons. Gene Ontology annotation, molecular function: protein binding; serine-type endopeptidase inhibitor activity. The coding region runs from base 865 to 2409 and encodes 514 amino acids. The record is from RefSeq and is a predicted model, not a curated record.